CCGUGUCCGAAAGGGAGCGAGAGAAGCGCGGCAUCCUGCUUUGCUGUGGAAGCAGCAUGUCAGGGGCAAGGCGGAGGUCGAAACAGGCGAAACGGAUUGCGCCGAAACAGGGCGAACCGCAGGCUUUGCCUUUCGGGGGAAAAGUGCAACUCGCUCGCCGCAGAAAGCCGGACGGCUGGCUAGUCGUCGUGCUCCAGGUGUCUGCAAUAGUAGUUGUGGUGUCCUUGAUCUACAUGGGGUAUUACCACCAUGACACAGUUCACUUCCACCUGAACCACGCUUAUGCAAAUAUGGGACAUGCCCAUGCUCAACAUGUAGUAGCUCACAAGUAUCUCCAAGGGAGUGGCAUUCCAAAGAAUAGCACCAUGGCCUUCUAUUGGUUUAGGAAAGCAGCCGAUCAAGGCCACGCACAUUCCGCCUACAACCUGGCUGUCGGUCAUAUGCAAGGGUUUCCAACAGACGUCCAAAAAGGGGAAGCCAAGAAGCUGAUCAAAUAUGCAGCUGAGAAUGGAGUACACGAAGCCCAUCACAUCUACCAUGAAGUCUGCACCACAGGGAAAUGUGAUCACUGAAGUGUUAAUGAAUUAUGCGGAAGUGCACAGAGAAGCUAUGUGUGCACACCGCAGUCUAGUCAUGCCAAGUACACCAUCUCGCUUUGAAAAGCUGUAUUGACAAAUCCAUUACAGCAACUUUCUUUGUGGCCAUGUGGCAGAGGCUCGGUAGAUGGGGGAGUGACGGUAAUGGGCAGUGGGGGGGCACAAAUGAUCCUUCCCUUCCCUCCCUCCCUCCCUCCCUCCCU
Molecule: messenger RNA, 799 nt
Organism: Ixodes scapularis (black-legged tick)
Lineage: Eukaryota; Metazoa; Arthropoda; Arachnida; Ixodida; Ixodidae
Product: secretory immunoglobulin A-binding protein EsiB
Exons: 5
Coding region: 57-572 (171 amino acids)
Molecular function (GO): protein binding
Source: RefSeq, a predicted model, not a curated record